CAGUACCCAGGCCAAUGGGUAAUGCAGUGCAAACACUUUCCACUAGCAAACCAUUCAGCAUUUUCUAAACAGCUAAAACAAUACAGUGAGCUUCACAAUAAGGCCAGCUUUCACACUGACAGCAGGGACAGCUCUGGAGAAGGGUGGUGCUGCAACAGGCGACCAAUAGAGAUAUAUAUAUAUACAGCUUUCUACGUGGUCUGCUGUUCCGGGAGAGCUCCCAUUCACCCUCAGCACACACACACCUGCUGCAAAUGAGUUCUUCAUAAGGCAUACAGACUGGAUCAGAACCAGACCUUGACCGUGCUGCAGGCUCAGGACUACCAUGCUGCCCCGCUCUGCAUCCUGUGUGUGCCAUGUGUUUGUGUUGGUGCUGUGUCUGUCUUCGGCUGAGGACUUCGACUGGACAAAGAACGAGCACGGCUCCUUCUAUUAUGGCACUUUUCCAGCUGGAUUUUCGUGGGGUGCCGGCAGUUCAGCCUAUCAAACAGAGGGAGCCUGGGACAAAGAUGGAAAAGGACUGAGCAUCUGGGACGUGUUCAGUCAUAAGAAAGGCAAAAUCCAACAAAAUGAUACCGGGGACUCGUCUUGUGAGGGCUACCACAAAGUCAAGGAUGAUGUGUCUCUGAUGAAGGAGCUGAAGCUUAACCACUAUCGCUUCUCCAUAUCCUGGCCCAGACUCAUCCCUACUGGCAUUAAGUCUGACCAUAUAAAUGAAAGAGGAAUACAGUACUAUGAUGAACUGAUUGACCACCUGCUGGAGAACAAGAUCACUCCCAUUGUUACUCUGUACCACUGGGAUCUUCCACAGGUCUUACAAGAGAAAUAUGGUGGAUGGCAGAACAUAAGCAUGGUCAACCAUUUCAAUGAAUUUGCUAACCUGUGCUUUGAAAGAUUUGGCAACCGAGUCAAGUACUGGAUGACUUUCAACAACCCAUGGUCUGUAGCAGUUGAAGGCUACGAGACGGGUGAGCAUGCUCCUGGACUGAGGCUGAGAGGAACAGGGGCGUACAGAGCUGCUCAUCACAUAAUCAAGGCACAUGCUAAAGUUUGGCACACUUAUGACACACAAUGGAGGGGGAAACAAAAAGGUCUUGUCGGCGUCUCUCUGUCUGGAGACUGGGGAGAGCCGGUGGACAUCAGCAACCAGAAAGACAUUGAAGCAGCUGAGAGGUACGUCCAGUUCUACCUGGGCUGGUUCGCCACACCCAUCUUCCACGGAGACUACCCUCAAGUGAUGAAAGACUUCGUUGGAAGGAAGAGUGUCCAACAAGGCCUCGGGACGUCUCGCCUGCCCACAUUUUCCCCCCAGGAGAAGAGCUACAUCAAGGGGACCUGUGACUUCCUCGGCAUCGGCCACUUUACCACCCGCUACAUCACCCAGAAGAACCACCCGUCAGGUCGCAGCACCAGCAGCUACUUCACUGACCGUGACCUGGCUGAGCUGGUUGACCCACGGUGGCCUGACCCCGGCUCUGAGUGGCUCUACUCCGUGCCUUGGGGUUUCAGACGUCUGCUCAAUUUUGUCAAGUCUCAGUAUGGAAACCCAAUGAUUUAUGUGACCGAGAACGGAGUCUCUGAGAAGAUGUUAUGCACAGAGCUGUGUGAUGAGUGGAGGAUACUGUAUUAUAAAGACUACAUCAAUGAGAUGCUGAAAGCUAUCAAAGAUGGAGUCAAUGUGAAGGGCUACACCGCAUGGUCCCUGCUGGACAAGUUUGAGUGGGACGAAGGCUACUCCGAGAGGUUCGGCUUGUACUAUGUGGACUUCAGGAACAAAAACAAGCCUCGCUAUCCCAAAGCGUCUGUUCAGUUUUACAAACGCAUCAUCAGCUCCAAUGGAUUUCCCAAUCAGAGAGAGGUUGAAAACUGGAGGAGGAAGGCUGUUGAGAUGUGUUCCUCCAGCAACCAGCUGCUAGCUGCAGAGGAACAGCGGAGUACUGCUGCCAAUAUUCUAAGACUUAUACAUGACCCUUUGACCAGCCACAUGGAGAUGGUAACUGAGAUCGUUGUUCCCACCGUGUGCACGCUCUCUAUUUUGCUCAGCGCCGUCUUCCUCAUGUUCCUGCUGCGGAGGCGCAACUAGACAGUGUGCAUGUUUACAAUCAUCAAUAGACACAUAUACACGAGCUAUACACACACACACAUAUUGUAAGUACAUCAUUUCUUUAAUGGCUCAUGUGUGAACAUAAAUACUUUUAAAUGAUUUGAACUGAAUUUCAGGAGAAUUAGUGACUUCAUUAAUUUGAUGUGCAUAAAUUGUUUGCUGUAAAAAUAUUGGUUUAGCCUUUUUAUAAUGAAUUUAGUACCAGAUACUCAAACAGUGUGUGGUGCAACAUGUUGGAUUUUCUUAUUACAAUACUGCUGUGGAAUAUUACCAUUGCAAACAGCACUUGUAAUCUAUUGUACUGUUGUGUUUUGAGUUGUUCAGCAAAAAAACGCUUCAAAAUCUUUCAACUGCUAUAUUGAAUAUAAAAAAAAUCAGCAAAUGUGAUAAUAAAGAUGCAAUCAGAAAACCCAUGACAGCGUCACAGAACGGACUGAAAUUUUAUUCAAAACAUUUGACACAAAUAGAG
Sebastes umbrosus (honeycomb rockfish) is the source of this 2573-nucleotide messenger RNA. It is a transcript of the gene lctlb, whose product is annotated as lactase-like b. NCBI's taxonomy places the organism in Eukaryota, Metazoa, Chordata, Actinopteri, Perciformes, Sebastidae. Gene Ontology annotation, biological process: carbohydrate metabolic process. The record is from RefSeq and is a predicted model, not a curated record. Gene Ontology annotation, molecular function: beta-glucosidase activity. Bases 326 to 2083 code for a protein of 585 amino acids. The transcript has 15 exons.